This is a messenger RNA of Xyrauchen texanus (razorback sucker), 7860 nucleotides long. It is a transcript of the gene caskb, whose product is annotated as calcium/calmodulin-dependent serine protein kinase b. The transcript has 28 exons. The record is from RefSeq and is a predicted model, not a curated record. Bases 507 to 3326 code for a protein of 939 amino acids. Gene Ontology annotation, cellular component: basolateral plasma membrane; cell-cell junction; plasma membrane. Gene Ontology annotation, molecular function: ATP binding; signaling receptor binding; protein kinase activity. Gene Ontology annotation, biological process: regulation of neurotransmitter secretion; protein phosphorylation. Lineage: Eukaryota; Metazoa; Chordata; Actinopteri; Cypriniformes; Catostomidae.
AGGAGCGUCUGUGGGCUGGAGGAGAGACGCCGAGGCGACGAAGACCUGCGGAAAACCGUUACACGGGAGCGCUGCUUUUAUUUCUGCUCACACCGAACCGCUAUAACGGCAGAUCAGGGCGUGUACCGGCGCAUCUAGAGGACAAUCAUGCGCGCGUGCGGACGGGAACGGAAGCGGCUGCAGAUUUAACGCAUGUUUUCAUGUCUGAGGCGGAUCGUCGGGAAAGCUCGAGUCGUUUGGGCGCAUCAGCGCGUUUUCUGCGGCCGCGCGCAUCACAUUGACAGCCAUUAUUAGAAGCGGCCGCUCGCGUUCACCGCGGAUGCUGCGACCUGAAUCCCGGAGCGCUGAUUUUUCCUGACAUCACACCGUCAUCCUCCGCUGUGACAGACGUCUUCAGACGCGCGGUGUCGUCGACGGGAGUCCGGGGGAUUUGUGGAUCGAUAAAUCCCCUCCACACCUGAACUGUGUUUUAUCUGAGAUCUCUGUGAGGAUCUUUCGGCGGGAGUAUGGCUGACGACGACGUGCUGUUUGAGGAUGUGUACGAGCUCUGUGAGGUGAUCGGAAAGGGUCCGUUCAGUGUGGUUCGCAGAUGCAUCAACAGAGACACCGGUCAACAGUUCGCUGUGAAGAUUGUAGAUGUGGCCAGUUUCACCUCCAGCCCUGGACUCAGUACAGAGGAUCUGAAGCGUGAGGCGAGUAUCUGUCACAUGCUCAAACAUCCUCAUAUCGUGGAGCUGCUGGAGACGUACAGCUCAGACGGGAUGCUCUACAUGGUCUUUGAGUUUAUGGAUGGGGCAGAUCUGUGUUUUGAGAUCGUGAAGAGAGCUGAUGCUGGGUUUGUCUACAGUGAAGCUGUGGCCAGUCACUACAUGCGACAGAUACUUGAAGCGCUGCGCUAUUGCCAUGACAACAAUGUCAUACACAGAGACGUCAAGCCUCAUUGUGUGCUGCUGGCGUCUAAAGAGAACUCGGCUCCAGUGAAACUGGGGGGUUUUGGCGUGGCCAUACAGCUGGGAGAGUCUGGACUCGUGGCUGGAGGUCGUGUGGGCACUCCUCACUUCAUGGCUCCAGAGGUGGUGAAGCGCGAGCCGUACGGGAAGCCUGUGGAUGUUUGGGGUUGUGGGGUGAUUCUUUUCAUCCUGUUAAGCGGCUGUUUGCCCUUUUACGGCACUAAAGAACGUCUGUUUGAAGCCAUCGUCAAAGGCAAAUACAAGAUGAAUCCUCGUCAGUGGGCUCAGAUCUCAGAGAGCGCUAAAGAUCUGGUGCGGCGGAUGCUGAUGCUCGACCCCGCUGAGAGAAUCACUGUUUAUGAAUCUCUCAAUCACCCCUGGCUCAAGGAGAGAGAUCGUUACUCUUAUAAGGUUCACCUGCCAGAAACUGUUGAGCAGCUGAGGAAGUUUAAUGCUCGGAGGAAAUUGAAGGGCGCCGUGCUCGCUGCCGUAUCAAGUCACAAGUUCAACUCGUUUUACGGCGACCCUCCCGAAGACCUGCAUGAUUUCUCAGAGGACCCCACGUCUUCAGGAUUGCUUGCAGCUGAAAGGGCCGUGUCUCAAGUUCUGGACAGUCUAGAAGAGAUUCACGCAUUGACAGACUGCAGUGAGAAAGAUCUGGACUUCCUGCACAGCGUCUUCCAGGACCAACAUCUGCACACACUGCUAGAUUUGUAUGAUAAAAUCAACAGCAGAUCUUCACCUCAGAUCAGAAAUGCUCCCAGUGAUGCCGUUCAGAGAGCGAAAGAGGUCCUGGACACCAUUUCCUGUUACCCAGAGAACAUGGAGGCGAAAGAACUGAAGAGAAUUCUCACACAGCCGCAUUUCAUGGCUCUGCUGCAGACACAUGAUGUGGUGGCUCAUGAGGUGUACAGCGACGAGGCGUUGAGAGUGACUCCGCCCCCCACCUCACCUUACCUGAACGGAGGCUCACCCGAGAGCAUCAACGGAGAGAUGGACCUGGAGAACGUCACGCGUGUGCGACUGGUGCAGUUCCAGAAGAACACGGAUGAGCCCAUGGGCAUUACUCUGAAGAUGAACGAACUGAAUCACUGUAUCGUAGCGAGAAUCAUGCACGGAGGAAUGAUCCACAGACAAGGAACGCUGCAUGUGGGAGACGAGAUCCGUGAAAUUAACGGCAUCAGCGUCGCAAAUCAAACAGUGGAGCAGCUGCAGAAGAUGCUGCGUGAGAUGAGAGGCAGCAUCACGUUUAAGAUUGUACCGAGUUACCGCAGUCAGUCUGUGUCCUGUGAUAAAGAGUCACCAGAUCUGUCCAAUCAGUCUCCUGCUAACGGACACUCCAGUGUCACCAGCUCAAUAUUAGAUUUGCCCUUGACGAUCCAGCCCAAAGGUCGACAGAUCUCCAGACCUGCUGUGAAGGAUAAAUUGUUCCGUAAGAUCUACGUGCGAGCACAAUUCGAGUACGACCCAUCUAAAGAUGACCUGAUUCCCUGUAGAGAGGCGGGCGUGCGCUUCAGAGUGGGCGACAUCAUUCAGAUCAUCAGUAAAGACGAUCAUAACUGGUGGCAGGGCAAACUGGAGAACACGAAGAACAGCACGGCGGGACUGAUCCCGUCACCGGAGCUGCAGGAGUGGCGUGUGGCGUGUAUAGCGAUGGAGAAAACCAAACAGGAGCAGCAGGCGAGCUGUACAUGGUUUGGCAAGAAGAAGAAACAGUACAAAGACAAAUAUUUAGCCAAACACAACGCAGUGUUUGAUCAACUAGAUCUGGUGACGUAUGAAGAGGUGGUGAAGCUGCCGGCGUUCAAGAGGAAAACACUGGUGCUGUUGGGUGCCCACGGGGUCGGCAGGAGACACAUCAAGAACACGCUCAUCGCCAAAGAUCCCGACAGAUUCGCCUAUCCUAUUCCACACACGACUCGACCGCCGAAGAAAGACGAGGAGAACGGGAAGAACUAUUACUUUGUGUCACAUGACCAGAUGAUGCAGGACAUCUCUAAUAACGAUUAUCUGGAGUACGGCAGCCACGAGGACGCCAUGUACGGCACGCGCCUCGAGACCAUCCGCAAGAUCCACGAGCAGAACAUGGUCGCCAUCCUGGACGUAGAGCCACAGGCGCUGAAGGUGUUGCGGACGGCUGAAUUUGCACCGUACGUCAUCUUCAUCGCUGCACCGUCCAUCACUCCCGCUAUGACUGAGGACGAGUCUCUGCAGCGACUGCAGAAGGAGUCGGAGGCAUUGCAGCACUCGUACGCGCAUUACUUCGAUCAGACCAUCAUCAAUAACGAGAUUGACGACACCAUCCGUCUGCUGGAGGAGGCCAUUGACCUGGUGUCCAGCACCUCACAGUGGGUGCCCGUGUCCUGGGUGUACUAACAAACCCCCUCACGUGCCCACAGCCAUUCCUCGCCACACACACUCGCGAGAACUUCCGGGGCGUAGUGCUGUAUAUAUAUACAUAUAUAAAUAUCUAUAAAUAUGAAUAUAUAAGUCAUAGAUAUGGUCCUGUACUUAUAACGAGGGGGGGGUUGAUGACGUUUUAUACUCUUUUGUUUUUUAAAUGUUCAAGACGGCGUCUCAUAGCAAUGACGAGCACAGAUAGUCAUGUGGGGAGGAGACCCCUGCCAAUCCAAACCUACGGUCUGUGGGCGUGGUUACGGUGGCACACCCACCAACAAUUGAUAAGCACAGUUGACCGCGCCACAAUGCCAACGGACACGAGCACAACUGCGAGACGGCUCGCUGCAAUCUGCCCGUCCCGGGUCACGGGGUCUCCGCGGCCCGUUUCAUCCACCCCUCUGUUUACAGAUGACGUCACCAGUGACACGACAUCAUCUCCCGGAGGAAAUGUCCCGCUCGUUUCCCAAUCGGCUCUGAGAGAGGGGACGGGACACCUAUGCACACUCACACAACCUCUGAAUGGACUUCCCUCAUGAACCCGUGUAGUGACGUGUUUGUAAAUUGUCCUGGAUUUGAUUUCUUGUGCGGAACUGGAGAAAAAUCUUCAUUCCUAGAUCGAUCAUUUCAGAAAAUGUGCUGUCUUUAAAAAAAAGAGCAUUAUUGUUUUACUUUGAAAAAACGAAGAGGAUUUUAUUGUGUAAAUGUUUCAAUGGUGCGUUCAUUUUGCGAUUGAAAUAGUGUUCAUAAAGCCAGACUGUGUGAACUUCAUAUUGCCCGUGUAAAGUCCUCAUCACUAACUGCUCUACAGUACGAGUCUUUAGUUUUUGAAUCUCUUUCCUUUCAUGUGUUGAAAAAGUAAAUUGAAAUUUGAAAUCAGAUCAUGUAUGUUGUUUUGUGUGACGUGCCGUUUCCUCGGUUACGUGUUGCUGUUUGUCUCUCGCUGUCUCAGAAAUAAUCCGUUAUUAAGUGUCAAGUCACAUAUUUGAACAUAUCACAACAUAUGUGUCGAGUAAAUUAUCUGCUGGAUAUUUGAUCAAAUUAGUUUAGAAAUCAAGUCAAUUUUAUUUGUACAGCGCCUUUCACAACACAUCGUUUCAAAGCAGCUUUACAGAAGAUCAGACAUUAAUAGAAGAUAAAACUGUAAUAUCUAUAAUGUUUGAGUCAUCAUUGUGUAAUUGGAUAAAUAUGAUGUAGCAGUGGAGUCCAACACGAAGCAGGAAUGCUGGAUCCAACUGUAUCUGGUAAUCUCGGGAUAUGAAUCCAAAGGAUGAGACAUGGAAACAAAUAGAAUAAUAUUAGCGUAGAUGCCAUUAAAUGUAUUGCAGAGUUAAUGAUCAUGAUAAAUAGCACUAAAGCAGCCUAAUUGUGUGUUGAGGAUAAAUGAGGUGUAUGUCUGGAUAAAUCGAGUCUUUAGUUUAGACUUAAACUGAGGGAGUGUGUCUGCAUCUCGAACAGUGUUUGGGAGACUAUUCCAUAGUUUAGGAGCCAAAUAUGAAAAGGAUCUUCCUCCUUUUGUGGAUUUUGAUAUUCUAGGAACUAUUAACAGGAUUGUGUGAUCGUAAUGAACGUGAUGGAAUAUAGCGUGACAGAAGAUCACUUAAGUACUGCGGAGAACAUUCAAAGCUUUGUAUGUAGUUACAGAAUAUUAAUAUUAAUGUGUAAUUUAACGGGUAACGAUGAUAAAAUGGGGCUAAUAUGAUCAUAUUUCUUGGUUCAGCACUCUGGCUGCUGCAUUUUGAACCAAUUGAAGUUUAUUUAUUGAUCUUGCUGGACAUCCUCCCAGUAAUGCAUUACAAUAAUCUAGUCUUGAGGUCAUGAACGCAUGAAUUAGUUUUUCGGCAUCAGCAACCGAGAGCAUGUGCCUUAAUUUAGCAAUAUUUCUGAGGUGGAAGAAUGCUGUUCUACUAACAUUUGUAAUUUGAUUUUCAAAGGACAGAUUGGUAUCAAAUAUAACACCUAAUUAUUCACUGUUGAAGAUGAUGCAACAGAAUAUCCAUCUAGAGUCAAAUUAUAUUUUAGCGGCUUAUUUUUAGAGUUUUUUGGUCCAAUAAUUAGAACCUCUGUUUUAUCAGAAUUGAGUAUUAGUGAAGCUAUCUUUAGUGGUCGAGAGAAUAGUUCUACCUGAACGAUAGCGUGGUGUAGAUUGAGUAACAUUAGUUGAUUGCAGCAUACAAGAGACGAGGUAAUGAUGAUGUCAUCGCUCUGUUUAAGAAUUUCUAUAUUAUCAACAUCAACUCCACAUGACAGAAUUAAAUCUAGCGUAUGAUUAUGGUGAUGUGUUCGUCCUGUUACAUUUUGUCUGAGUUGAGAAUAUCGAUAAAUGCUAAUCCCAAUGUAUCAUUUUCAUUAUCUAUGUGAAUGUUGAAGUCACCAACAAUUAAGGCUCUAUCUACAGUAACUACAAGAUCUGAUAAAUGUGCAAAUUCACCAGUGAAAUCAGAAUAAGGUCCGGGUGAUCUAUACAUUGUAGCAAGGACAAAAGACGACAGAGAUUUUUAUUUAUAUCUGACGGUGUCACAUUAAAUGUUAUUAGUUCAAAAGACUUACAUUUAUAUCCUGUCCUCUGAGUAACACCAAACACUUCACUGUAAAUUGUAGCAACACCUCCUCCUCGACCCUUCCUAACUUAACAAUUAGUGCUUUGGUAGAAAGAGAUCUAAUGUUUAGUAGCCAUACCUUUUAUAUGAUGUUUAUCUUUCUUUUUUUUUACCAUCAAAUUUUUACUAAAUUAUUUAGUGAGGGUAUUGUGUUUGGUAGUUCGGGGAACAGACACAGUCUCUAUGAGAUAUCUAGGUGAUACAGUCUCUGUGUUGUAGUUUAUGUGACCUGUGUGACGUCUCACGGCAGCUAGCAGACAGUUCGGAUUAACCAGUUUGUCUGCUUCCUGACCUGGGCCCCAGUUAGUUAAGACUAUGAGCCGAAUUACUACAGAGGAGAGCGGCACCUUCCCUGGAGGGAUGGAGUCCGUCUCUCUUUAGCAGGUCAGGUCUACCCCAAAAACUUUUCCAGUUGUCUAUAAAUCCUAUUUUAUUCUGCAGACACCACUCAGACAUCCAGCCAUUCAGUGACACUAAUCUACUAUAAACCUCGUCACCACGACGAGCAGGGAGGAGACCAGAGCAUAUUACAGUGUCUGAUAUAAUUUCUGCAAAUUCACACACCUCUUUAACAUUAUCUUUAGUUAUCUCCGACUGGCGAAGCUGGACAUCAUUAGUGCCGACAUAUUUAAUUUAAAAAAAUAUAUACUUUUAGCAUUAGCCAGCACUUGUAAAUGCGAUCUAAUGUCAGUUGCUUGAGCCCCGGAAAUGCAUUUAACAAUGUUGGCUGGAGUCUCUAUUUCCACAUUCCUUGCAAUAGAAUCGCCGAUAACAAGGGCUCUUUCAACAUGAUACUCAGUGGGUGCAUCACUGAGUGGGGAGAAUCGAUUGGUGAUCCUAACAGGAACGGGAGAGUGGGGUCUCUUUACUGAGUGUGUAUGCCACCGAUACGUCACCUAAACGCCCUGCUGCAGGGGCUCUACAGCCGGAGCCAAAGUGUGUGUGUUACUCUCUGCACUACUACUUGCAUCCGAAACAGUAUCUACCGGCUUCUCUUUCUCUCUUUCUAACUCAUUAACCUUCUUCAUCAGCAGGACUAAUUGCUUACAUUUAUCACACGUGAAUGCUGAUGGAAGAAGCUCUAGUAAACAUGUGGCAUGUAAUGCAGCAAGAAAUAACAUGAGCGGAUGCCAUGACUUAACGCACUUGUUUGUUGUUGUGGUUGUCCUUGAGUGGCAAGGGUUUGAGAUUGAUGCAGUAAUCCAAGUAAAACACAUUGGAGAAAACGAAUGCACGCAGUCGAGACACGAGAUGCAGACAAGCAGAAAAAAAAAAGAGGAAAACCCGAAGCACGCUGUAAAAUGGGUUACUUAUAAAGGGUUAUAAGUUGAUUCCGAAUGCAUAAAUAUGUUGUUAAAUUGAUUCUUGUCUGUGUUGGAAUCAAUCUAAAAUGUUAAUAACAAAAAAAAAAAAAUAGUAUUUGCUAAAUAUUUGCAACUUGUGCUUGGUUAAAAUUUUGUAUAUUAUUUUAUUGAAAAAGCCCCUUUGAAAUCCAUGUAUUAAAUAUGAUACAACAGGCUAUUGAGGAAUAUCUCUCAAUCUCCAUUACAUUACGUUACAUUCAUGCACACCACAAAAAACAUCACAGAGCUUCAAAAGUCUGACAUAUACAUUUUAUAAGAUAUAUUUAAAGUGUGAUCUAAUAUUUCUGCCUGUCAUGAUAAAGAUCUCAUUAUUUUACAUUACAAGUUAUUAUGAUGUCAUCAAAAUUUCUAGUAAAAAGUACUUGUAUAUUGAUCUAUUUUUUUACCCACAUCUAUCAUAUUCCUUCUGAAGUCAUGGAUUAAACCACUGGAGUCUUAUGGAUUACUUUUAUGCUGCCUUUAUGUGCUUUUUGGAGCUUCAAAGUUCUGUUCAGCAUUCACUUGCAUUGUAUGAACCUACAGAGCUGAAAUAUUCUUCUAAAAAUCUUC